CCACUUCCCUGAGCCCCCCGAGGCUGCGGGAGGCUGGGCCGCGUCUUGCCUGCCUGGCCCCGCUGCUCCCGGCCCUGAAGACAAGGCUCGGCCAAGCUGUGAGGGAGGAGGGGAGGGGGAGAGAGACCCCUCCCAGGAGAGACUCCGGGGGAUCAGAUGCUGGGCUCAACCAUUGAGAAGCCCUUUUCAGCUGGGGCAGAGAGGCAGCCUCUGGGGGGCCUGGGGGCAGACCCAUGGCUUCCCUCCAGCGCUCUCCAUCCAGGGCCACCAAGGACGCCUAGUUCUGGAUGGCGCUCUUGGUCCGGCUCUCCAGCUGCUUCCCCCCAAGGUCCCCCCCACCGGUCAGCCCAGCCAGCCCUCCCUGAUGGCCCUCGGGACCCAGAAGUGCCCUCUCUGAAGCCCAUCCGACGUUUCUUCCCUCCGUCCUGGAGGAACACUUUUGGGAGACGGUCCCGAGAAGAACCUUCUCCCUUGGCCCCCUCCUCAGCGCUCCCAAACUCCCCACCCGCAAAUCCAGGUCUGGAGGGUCCCGAGAGAACCAGCUUGGCUGGGGAGGAUGGUUCCACCAGUAGCGAGAAGACGACUGAGGAAGAUGGUAAGGAACCCCCCUCAGAUGCCACCACCUCUUCCAAGUCUGGAAAGUCCAUGACAGUCACUAGCCACGGAGGGGCCUCCGCAGCUCCACCGGGAUAUGAGGAGAAGCUGGGGGCUUACGACCGCAAAUACAGCUACCUGAAAUCCUGGCCUGGCCUCCUGAGGCUUCUUGGGGGGCUGGAGCUCAUUUUGGGUGGGAUGGCCUUUGCUUGCACCGCGGCUUACAUCCAGAAGGACUAUCAGUGGUCCCAACUUUAUGGCAACAGCUUCACCGGAACGGACUACGGCUACUACGUCCCGAUGACCCCGUUUGUGCUGGUGGUGGCCAGCCUGGUGUGGCUGCUGACGGUCAUCCUGCUGGCCCUGGGGGUGACCAUGCACUACCGGGCCAUCCUCCUCAACUCCCACUGGUGGCCGCUGGCCGAGUUUGCCCUCAACCUCUCCAUGUUCCUGCUCUACCUGGCGGCCGCCAUCGCCUACGUCCACGACAUCAACCGGGGCGGCCUCUGCUACUCGGCCUUUGCCUACGGCCCCCUCAUCACGGCUCUGUGCCAGGUUGAAGGGGGGCAAGUGGCCGCCCUGACCUUCCUCUUCCUUGCCCCCUUGCUGUACCUGACGGGCUCCCUGGUGUGUCUCAAGAUGUGGCGGCACGAAGCGGCCCGGAGGAUGCUGCUCCGGCUGAAGCCGAUUCUGCUGCCAGGUGCUUCUCCUCAGCACCUGAGGACCCCCCGGGCCCAGGGACGUCCAGCCGGCCGGGGCUCCAGGCGCGUCGUGUUCUACGAGGAAGGAGGCCCAGAAGUCCUCAACAGCGCCAUCCCGGUGGGGCAUAACCCCAGACCACUUAUCGUCCCCGAUUACAUUGUGAGGUACCCGGCCAUCGGGAGUCCGGCCGAGCGUGAGAAGUACACGGCCAUCUUCAAGGAUCAAUAUCCGGAGUACCAGGCUCUCGUCCGCGAAAUCCACGCCACGAGGCAGAGAUUUAAAGAGCUGGAUGCCCUGAUGUCCAGAUUGCCAGCCCAUCCGCAGAAUAAAGAGGAGCAAAGCCGUGUCUCGGCUGUCUGGAGGGCCUACAGAGGCAAGAAGAAGGACCCCUCCUUCCUGGAGAAACAGGAGCGCUGUGACUACCUGAGGAGGAAGCUCUCCCACCUCAAGGCUCAGAUCCAGACCUUUGACGCUGACCGGAGCCAGUCGUCCGUGACCCUUUGACGAGGGGCCUGAAGACCAGCCCGGCCGUGGAGAAUGGGCUUCGGACAUCGGAUGGCAGACCCAGCAGCCCUUUGGGGAAGGGGGAAGAAGGAAGAGGAGGGGGAAGAGCCGCCCAGGGGGGGGGAGGGGGCUCCUUCACAGGGGUGACAGCUGCCCUAUGGGGAGCGCUGGGGCCCUCCUGGAGGAAGCUCUCUAUGGGGUGGAGGCCCUCCUGGUGGGGUGGGAGCAACCUGCAUGUAGCCCCCAUGGGCAGCUGCCCCAUCCGUCCUGAGGCUCCUUCCCCAGGUUGAAGGUGGCUCUUUGGGGGGCUUUAUGCCUUCGCCCACCCCCAACAGGAAAAGGGGGGUAGAUGGGGGCUCUUCCCCGGAGCCUCGGGGCACAGAACCGGCCCCGUUUCCAUCUUGUGCAGCGCCUCGCACCAAUUUUCGAGAAUAAAGAGUGGGCUGAGGAGACCAAAA
Pantherophis guttatus is the source of this 2258-nucleotide messenger RNA. It is a transcript of the gene OCEL1, whose product is annotated as occludin/ELL domain containing 1. Gene Ontology annotation, biological process: bicellular tight junction assembly. The record is from RefSeq and is a predicted model, not a curated record. NCBI's taxonomy places the organism in Eukaryota, Metazoa, Chordata, Lepidosauria, Squamata, Colubridae. Gene Ontology annotation, cellular component: apical plasma membrane; bicellular tight junction; cytoplasmic vesicle.